Messenger RNA from Coregonus clupeaformis (lake whitefish), 4586 nucleotides. RefSeq names its product wingless-type MMTV integration site family, member 5a (gene wnt5a). The coding region runs from base 1160 to 2299 and encodes 379 amino acids. Gene Ontology annotation, biological process: multicellular organism development; canonical Wnt signaling pathway; cell fate commitment. The transcript has 5 exons. Lineage: Eukaryota; Metazoa; Chordata; Actinopteri; Salmoniformes; Salmonidae. The record is from RefSeq and is a predicted model, not a curated record. Gene Ontology annotation, cellular component: extracellular region. Gene Ontology annotation, molecular function: frizzled binding; cytokine activity.
AUGCGCCAUCUAGAAGUUUUCCCCCGCGCAUCAGUGCUAGGGUUUACUAGUUUGAGAGAGGAGGCGACGACCAGGCAGGUGACAGAAGGAGAGGGAGUCUGCAACACUCUGCUCUUCAACACACACACACACUACCGGGCGGAGGUUAUCUCCACGAGCGUACCUUCUCCAAGCAAAACCGCUGAUCUCCACGCGAAUUCUCCCUCUUACACACACAGUGCUGCUGUUUUGAGUUUUUACUCCAGUGGCGAGUUUGGAGUGGAUUUUCGGCAAUUUGGGUCUUGCACCACUCAAAGUUGGAUGUGUUGAACGCACUUUUUGCGUGUAAAGUUUUUGUUACUGAGUAAAUCACCCGAGGAGUCCAGGAGAGAGCGGUGUCUUUCUGUGCAGAAUGGAGGAUGAAAAAACGGCCUCAGGUUUGUGGCGAGGAACCCUGCAGUGUGGAUGUUACCACAGGUAGAACACGCUCUGAGUUCAAGGUGUCACCGCUGUAGGAUCAUAUCUCUCCCCACCUCUCACCAGUUAAUGUGUUUACCUGCGCUUUACACACUAGUGCCAGCCCGUCGGAAGCUCUACAAAGCCUAAGAAACCUCUACAACGCUGCAAGGAAACUUUGAAGGAUAAAGCUACCGCUAUCAAUCCUCCCAACCAUCAAAAGAGCGUCGGCAACAGUUUAUUACAGCUGACGUUUCUGGCCACUGGCACUUUUUAGUUGCUUGUGAAUGUUUUAUUUGUCAUGAAGUGUUUCCGCGGAUUCACGCCCACGUUUGUUAAAGGCUCUAAUUAUUAAUAUCGCUGCUGGACAUUGUAAAUAACCUCGGUCGUCUCUGCAAGAGCUCUCCUCUCCGCUGUCCCGCGCUCACAGAGCGCAUUCGUCGAUAACGGAUCGCCUAUGCCAGUCUUCCGAUACUGAGCCACAGGACUACCACGGUUACUGCCACCUUCCUCCAUUACACACCGGACACUAUCCCGUACAACCCCGAUUUAGCACUAACUGCUUUGGAUUGCAACCGACCUGAGUCCCCGGUAUAGGUAAAAGGACUCUCGAGCCCACUAAGGCCUUGGCACUGGAAUUAUUCGUUUAAUAGUCAUCUCCCCAAAGUGGAUUAUCGUUCGUAAAGCACUGUUUUCCGUGAGCUGUUCCGGUAACUGAUCCAGUAUGUUGUUCCUGCGGCGGCUGGUGCAUGUGUGCUGUCCCUCGGCACCGGCGGGGAGUGUGUUGGACUCCAGACACUGUGUGUUCGCCCUCACACUCCUCACACUACUCCUGCAGGUGGUGGUGGAGGCCAAUUCAUGGUGGUCUCUAGCCAUGAACCCUCUGCUGAUCCCCGAGGCAUACAUCAUCGGUGCCCAGCCUCUGUGCAGCCAGCUGGUGGGUCUAUCCCAGGGCCAGAAGAAGCUGUGCCAGCUCUACCAGGACCACAUGCAGUACAUCGGCGAGGGCGCCAAGACGGGCAUCAGGGAGUGCCAGUACCAGUUCAGACACCGGCGGUGGAACUGCAGCACCGUGGACAACUCCUCCGUGUUCGGACGGGUCAUGCAGAUAGGAAGCAGAGAAACAGCGUUUACGUAUGCCAUCAGCGCGGCAGGGGUGGUCAACGCAGUGAGCAGGGCCUGCAGAGAAGGGGAGCUGUCGAGCUGCGGCUGCAGCCGCGCUGCACGUCCCAAAGACCUGCCUCGUGAUUGGCUGUGGGGCGGCUGCGGGGACAACCUGAACUAUGGCUACAGGUUCUCUAAAGAGUUUGUUGACGCGCGGGAGCGGGAGAAGAGCUACGCCAAGGGAUCCUUCGAGAGUGCCCGGCUGAUGAUGAACCUACACAAUAACGAGGCUGGACGGAGGACGGUGUCGGACCUGGCCCAUGUCUCCUGUAAGUGCCAUGGCGUGUCGGGCUCCUGCAGUCUGAAGACGUGCUGGCUGCAGCUGGCAGACUUCCGCAAGGUGGGCGAGACCCUGAAGGAGAAGUACGACAGCGCAGCCUCCAUGAAGCUCAACUCGCGUGGCAAGCUGGUGCAGCGAGACAGCAAGUUCAACCCCCCCACCAGCCAUGACCUGGUCUACAUCGAGUCCAGCCCAGACUACUGCCUGUCCAACCAGAGCACAGGCUCCCUGGGUACUGUAGGCAGGCUGUGCAAUAAGACGUCGGAGGGCAUGGAUGGCUGUGAGCUGAUGUGCUGCGGCCGGGGCUACGACCAGUACAAGGCCCAGAUCGUGGAGCGAUGCCACUGCAAGUUCCACUGGUGCUGCUACGUCAAGUGCAAGCGCUGCACCAAAACCGUGGACCAGUUCGUCUGCAAGUGAGGAGGAGGAGGAGAUGAAGAGUGUGUGUUCGUGCAAGUGUGCAUGCGUGUGUGUAUCCAGAGAGGCGGAACGAAGGAGGCGAAGAGAGCAAGAGGAAGAAAGAAAAAGAAAAAAACUAUAUAAAUUAUAUUUAUAGAGUUAAACAAUUAUACCAUUGCAAAAGACUGAUACUUUCUUUUCCAUGUAAUAGUUCAAAAAAUGUAAUGCCUUCCGAAACUGAAAAUAUGGUGAAAUAUUUAUUUUCUGAGAUUGUUUUUGCCCGAUCAUCCAAAGCUAAUUUUUAAUUAAUCCCCAGGCCUGGAGACCAGCAGCCAUUCUUUUUUAAACUCUAAAUAUGACCCAUAACAGGGCUCCCCAAUAGGUGGCUCCCCAAUAGGUGUCUCCCCAAUAGGUGGUUCCCCACAGGUGAUUUUAGUAGCCCCCCCCCCCAAGUUUUCUGAGCAAAUAAAAAGACAAAUUAUAAUUUCGUUGUUGAAUUUAAGACUAAAAUCACAGGGAAAUCAGCUCAAAGUGAUUUUUAAUUUAGGAAAUCUGUUCCCAAGUAUUCCAACACAUAAAUAGAGAGACAAAUGUGAUCGUAUCCCAAUGUAAUCAAGUUUUGAAAUGAUUCUGUUUUUGCCAAAUACUGUAUCUGUUUUGGAUUCUUACAGUCAAUUUGCAGUGUACAAAUUAUUUAUAACUAUGUCUGCCCCCUCGACCAUCCGCUCAAGGAAAAAUCGGCCCACGGCUGAAUGUAAUUGGGGACCCCAGUCCUAUAGCUUAUAUUUGGCUAGUCCAAUGGGUCACCAUGACUGUGAAAUGGGAGCUUCUCUCCUGUUUCAUAACCCUAGAUUAGUUAAAUGUUGUGCUUGAUGGAGAACGCUGAAUGCCCACAGUCUUAGCUGUUGAAUCUGGGGCUGCCGGUAAGAGGUGAAUGUUUACUUCCAUGUUUUUGUCACUAUAGGGUGGUUAGACCUAAAUCAAGCCUCCACUGGACAUUCUUAAAUCUGGUUCUAUAGGUACUCAUGGACCCCAUCCUAAACCUUAGCCCUAGUCCCUUAAAUUGCCUCUGUCUAAAUCAAACAAGGGCCUAGGAAAGUGGGAAUGUUUUGGGUUGGGGUUAGUUCCAUCCUGGAAGGUAUCCCACAAGGCCUAGUUCUUCCCAGGUGCCCCAGCUAGUCCUCCCAAACACAUUCAGCAUAUGCACUUUGACCCUGAGGCCUUAGCCCAUUUGCAUGAUUUGUUUGUUUUGAACUACAGUGCAUUGUCUGUAAUAUACCAUAUUAUAGUCUACUUUCUCCAUAUUAAAACAGAUAUCCACUUAACAUAUAAGAUGCUACUUUCAAUGUUUAAAUAUACAGUAGAUGAGCAAUGUUGUGGUUAUGAUGGUGAAAUCCCACAUGUUCUAUAAGGUAUAUGGUAGGUCUAACCAACCAAUCACUUAUUAAAUUGUAUGUAUUUAUUUUAUUUUAUCCAGAUUUAUUUUAAGCUUCCAGAUAGCGCUGUGGGUUUUUUCUAUUUCAGUCAAUGCAUUUAAAUCCUACACUUUGUUACAUACAAUAUUUUCAGGUCACUUAUCAUUUGUUUUCACAUUUAAGGAUAUGUUACACAUGAAUUUGGUUCCGCAGCGUUGUUUUUGUAAAGGGAAAUGCCCCUUGUUCUAAAACACCCGUUCAUUGUGUUACCCAUGUCCAAGCCUUCACAGAUGAUUCAUUAGCCUUCACUUGUUGCCACAAACUUCUUAAUAUCCCUCAGUCCUCCACACUAUCCCUGUGAUCAUCUUCAUUAAAAACAUCGUUGCUAUAUGUUAUAUCAAUCCAAACUGUAUAUUUAUUCACUUCUCAAUUAAUUGAGGUUUGCAAAACGUAUUUCUUAUAGCUGUUAUUUUGUUACUUUCUUUGUUUCAAUAAAUAUUCUACGUAAACCUGCUGAACAGUUGUAACUUUCAAUACACAUCUACUCUGGUAUAGUUAGUAGUUUAUAGUUUUAUAGUUAUUAUAGUUAGUAGAUAGUUUGGUUAAAUUCAACUCCACAUUUGAAACUAAGAUUGUAAUUAGCCCCCCCUCCCCUCCUUACAACAUUUAGAAUAUUAUGUAUAUUUCCCACUAUCCUGGUGCUCGGAGAGAAAUCGACUGUUAUUUGUUCUUGUGUGUGUACAGAAUUAAUGUAGGGAAGAUUUUGUCUGUAUUUGUAUAUUUUAUUCUGAACUAUGAAUUGUCUACUUUUGACGGAGUAGGAUACAUUGAUUCUAAAAGUUAAUAAUAUGAUCAAAUCAAACAUGUCAUUAAAUAAAUGUAUCUGGAACCUC